UCACUGAAUAUAAACAUAUGAAUAUUCACAACAUUCUUCAUUGGAGAUUCUUGGCAAAUAAAAUCGCUUCCUUUCAAAGCCGAUUCAAAAAACGAAGUGGUUUCGAAAUGAGGGACAAAGCUCAUAAAAUUUGCCGGGAAUUUCUUAGCGGCACAUGGAAAAGUAUAUCGAGCUCAGAUAUGGUAUUCAGAUCUCUCAGUGGUGGCUUGAGCAAUUUGCUUUAUUAUUGUUCCUUACCAGAGACUCAUACACCUUUAAUAGGAGAACCUGGUCAAGUUUUACUUCGUAUGUAUGGACAACUUCAUGAUGGUGGUGUAGACUCAACAGUAACAGAGAGUGUCAUAUUUAUGAUGCUGGCCGAAAGACGACUUGGACCAAAACUCUAUGGAAUAUUUCCUGGUGGCAGAUUAGAAGAAUACAUUCCAGCUCGUGCUUUAACUUGUCAAGAAUUAAAAGAUUCAGAUAUUUCUGCAACAAUUGCAAGGAAAUUAGCUAAAGUACAUAGUUUACAAGUUCCCAUUAAUAAAGAACCAACUUGGUUAUUUGAUAAAAUGGCUAGUUGGCUUACUUAUGCUCGAAACAAUGUGUGUCCUAACAAAUUAAAAGAUGAUGAUAAAAAGUUGGCCGAUUACAUUUUAUUUCAUAAUCUAGAAGAAGAAUUGGAAUGGUUGAAACAUCAUCUACAGCAAGCAAAAUCACCAGUGCUCUUCUGUCAUAAUGACUUACAAGAAGGUAACAUACUUCGACCUGAAGGUUCGCAGGCAACGGAUGAUAAGGUUGUUUUUAUAGAUUUUGAAUUUUGCAGUUAUAAUUACAGGGGCUUUGACUUAGCAAAUCAUUUUUGCGAAUGGUGUUUUGACUAUUCGGAUCCCAAAUAUCCACACUUUACUUCUGAGCCAGAAAACUAUCCGACACAGGAACAGCAGCUACAUUUCAUCAGAUACUAUCUAGAAGCUGCUUCGUUUGACAAAAAUCCUGACCUGAUACAUUAUAACACGGAAGAAAACAUUCUAGAAGAGAUUAGAAUUUUCAACCUUGCAUCUCACUUCCUAUGGAUGCUGUGGUCCAUUGUCAAUGCACAGACUUCUAAAAUUACCUUUGGUUACUGGGAAUAUGGUAAAACAAGACUUGACUGCUAUUUUAGAGACAAGUCGUUACUGCUACAAUGAAAGCUUCUCCACGCCCACAUUUCCCCGAAAGUGCACCAAAGAAUUUAUGAUGUAUCAGUAUUUUAUUUAAAUUGAAUUACCAAUGAUGGUUGUGCAAUAUAAUUUUCUUCAUUUCUUACUUAUUUUACAUAAUGAAACCUAGGGAAGAAAAUUUUUUUUAAUUUAAAAUUUGUAUAGUGUAAAUGGGAUAUUAUUUUGGUAUAUUGUAUAGGCCUACUGUGAUUUAAUUUCUUUUUUUGUAUACGUAUAUAUUUCUAGAAAUUGUAGUUUUAAAGUGCAAUUUCUGAAAUAUACUUAGUUUGUUCAGAGAAGUUAUUAUUUUUUUAAUUUGUUAAGUAUCUGUAGUACUUAAUUUAAAAGUGUAAAUAGGAUCGUUUCUGUAUAUAGGAAUGGAGCACGUCACUGUCUGAAUAUUUUCGAGUGUGUGGGCUCGGUAUAAAUACUUUGCAUUGAAAUGAAUGUGAUAAAAAUGUCCUAACGUGUACUUAUUCAUUCCAUUCUUUUAAAUCAGGUACUGCAAUUUCUAAAAAUGUUAAUCUGUUGGAAUUUUUUUCUCCAAUUAUUUUUAACUAAUAAAUUUUAUAAAUACUGUAAUGUCAAAUAAAAAAUGAGUU
This is a messenger RNA of Centruroides sculpturatus (bark scorpion), 1783 nucleotides long. Its product is annotated as choline/ethanolamine kinase-like. Gene Ontology annotation, cellular component: cytoplasm. Gene Ontology annotation, molecular function: choline kinase activity; ethanolamine kinase activity. The coding region runs from base 18 to 1169 and encodes 383 amino acids. The transcript is spliced from 10 exons. NCBI's taxonomy places the organism in Eukaryota, Metazoa, Arthropoda, Arachnida, Scorpiones, Buthidae. Gene Ontology annotation, biological process: phosphatidylethanolamine biosynthetic process; CDP-choline pathway. The record is from RefSeq and is a predicted model, not a curated record.